Messenger RNA from Huiozyma naganishii CBS 8797, 483 nucleotides. It is a transcript of the gene GPX2, whose product is annotated as glutathione peroxidase GPX2. Lineage: Eukaryota; Fungi; Ascomycota; Saccharomycetes; Saccharomycetales; Saccharomycetaceae. The record is from RefSeq and is a predicted model, not a curated record. Gene Ontology annotation, molecular function: glutathione peroxidase activity. Gene Ontology annotation, biological process: response to oxidative stress. Bases 1 to 483 code for a protein of 160 amino acids. The transcript has a single exon.
AUGUCUCGUUUCUACAGUUUGGUCGCAAAGGACAUGAAGGGGAACAACUUCUCCUUCGAACAACUCAAGGGGAAAGUUGUGCUCAUCGUCAACGUUGCCUCGAAGUGUGGGUUCACCCCACAGUACGAGGGGCUAGAAGAGCUAUACAAAAAGUACAAUCCUAAAGGUUUGGAGAUCAUUGGAUUCCCCUGCAACCAGUUCGGGAACCAGGAGCCUGGCUCCUCUGAUGAAAUCACACAGUUUUGUAAGUUGAACUAUGGGGUUAGCUUCCCCAUCAUGUCCAAGAUUGAGGUCAACGGUAGCAAGGAGGACCCAGUUUAUGCGUUUUUGAAGGGGGAGAAAUCCGGGAUGCUAGGGUUGACCAGAAUUAAAUGGAACUUCGAGAAGUUCCUGGUCGACAAGAACGGUAAUGUGGUCGAGAGGUACUCCUCAAUGACCAAACCGGCCUCUUUGGAAACAAAGAUCCAGGAAUUGCUGAAAUAG